AGGGAUCUUUUCCUAUGAGCCAACGUAGUUUCCCACCCUCUUUCUGGAACAGCACUUACCAACCUUCUUCUGUGCCUGCCUCUUUGGGCAGCUCACUGGCAACUGCUGCCCACAGUGAACUGCCCUUUGCUACAGCGGACCCUUAUUCUCCGGGCUCACUGCACAGCCACCUUCAUCAGGGGCCUCCGGAGCCUUGGCACCCAGCUCACCAUCAUCACCACCACCACCACCACCCGUACAUUGGUACACAGAGCUCUGCUUACCCUCGGCCCGCCACAGUGCAUGAGGUCUACAGCCCACAUUUUGACCCUCGCUAUGGUUCGCUGCUGGUGCCUGCUGCUUCCGUGCGUCCCCACCGCCUCACUCCUGCCUCGGUGCCCACCCCAGUCAGCCCUCAGUGUGAGCUAGGCAAGAAUGAGCCUGCCACAUCAUCAUGGACAACGCCAGCUCCUUUUGCUGGUCCUGCAGGAGAGAUGGCGCAGAGCUUAGGGCUGAAUGUAGAGACAGGUUUGCAAUCUCAGGAUAAAAGCAAAGAUCUCUACUGGUUUUAGAUCUGCCUUCCCAUCGUGA
Molecule: messenger RNA, 570 nt
Organism: Protobothrops mucrosquamatus (brown spotted pit viper)
Lineage: Eukaryota; Metazoa; Chordata; Lepidosauria; Squamata; Viperidae
Gene: VGLL2
Product: vestigial like family member 2
Exons: 2
Biological process (GO): regulation of transcription by RNA polymerase II
Cellular component (GO): nucleus
Source: RefSeq, a predicted model, not a curated record